UUUGCGCGACGAAUAGAAGGUUGUGUGGGUUUUUCCUGACUGGAGUUUCCAGCAGUUUGGCUUCUGAGCCCAGGGUGUUGUAUAGGGACCUUGGCGUAGUGGCAGGACCAGGGGACCGCAGCGGCUGGGCCAGAGUCCUUUCUCGGGCAGCCCGCGGCCGGCUGUGGUAUCUUGGGAGCGAAGAGUCGUCGGUAGUGAAGAGAGAGAACUGGAUCCGGGGCUCAAGAGGAAGGAGAGUGAAGGGAUUGGGAUUGAUGGGGACGGUCGUCGUGACUGCGCGUGUAGAAGCUGGAUCUUAGAACAACGAUUCUAUGUUCUCUAAACUAUCCCGGAGAUAUUUGUGUUUCUUCUCGUGAUCUGAUUUCUAACUGUGCUAUACUGUAUAGCCUUGGAUAGCUCAGUUUUUAUUAAUCACUCAGGAAUAUAUGCUUGAGGCAAUUCCUCUGCAGCUUUACUACUUGAAACAAAAUAUAUUGCUAUAGUGCAAUGUAGCAGAUUUAUAUUUGCAGAAGAAAAAUUAAGCUGUAUUUAAAUAGCAAAACAGAGGGUUCUGGUGCCAGUCUUUACUACCUUUGCUUUAACUUUUGGCCACUGCUUUUCGCUAAGAUGAGCACCCACCCUUCCACUCCCUCUGACCCUGAGCGGCGAGUCCGGAGCGCGCUGAAGAAGGUCUUUGGGUUUGACUCUUUUAAGACGCCUUUACAGGAGAGGGCGACCAUGGCUGUAGUAAAAGGUGACAAGGAUGUCUUUGUGUGUAUGCCCACGGGGGCUGGAAAAUCCCUUUGCUAUCAGCUGCCUGCGCUGUUGGCCAAAGGCAUCACCAUUGUAAUCUCUCCUCUCCUUGCGUUGAUUCAGGAUCAGGUGGACCACUUGCUCGCCCUGAAGGUACAAGUGAGUUCUCUGAGCUCGAAGCUAUCAGUGCAGGAGAAGAAGGAGCUGCUCUCAGACCUAGAGCGAGAAAAGCCACAGACCAAGCUUCUGUACAUCACCCCAGAGAUGGCCGCUUCCUCUUCCUUCCAGCCCAUCCUGAGUUCCCUCGUGUCCCGCCACCUGCUUUCUUACUUGGUGGUGGAUGAAGCUCACUGUGUUUCCCAGUGGGGGCAUGACUUCCGUCCCGACUACUUGCGUCUAGGUGCCCUGCGCUCCCGCCUGGCACAUGCCCCGUGUGUGGCUUUGACUGCCACAGCCACCCCACAAGUGCAGGAGGAUGUGUUUGCUGCGCUGCAUUUGAAGAAACCAGUUGCUACUUUUAAGACUCCCUGCUUCCGGGCCAACCUCUUCUAUGAUGUGCAGUUCAAGGAACUGAUUUCUGAUCCUUAUGGGAACCUGAAGGACUUCUGCCUUAAAGCUCUUGGACAGAAGACUCAUAAAGGGUUGUCUGGCUGCGGCAUUGUCUACUGCAGAACUAGAGAGGCUUGUGAACAGCUGGCCAUAGAGCUCAGUAGCAGAGGUGUGAAUGCCAAGGCUUAUCACGCAGGGCUGAAGGCUUCUGAUAGGACACAAGUGCAGAAUGAGUGGAUGGAGGAGAAGGUCCCUGUAAUUGUUGCAACCAUCAGUUUUGGGAUGGGAGUAGACAAAGCCAAUGUCAGAUUUGUUGCCCACUGGAAUAUUGCCAAGUCGAUGGCUGGGUACUACCAGGAGUCUGGCCGGGCCGGCAGGGAUGGGAAGCCUUCUUGGUGUCGUCUCUAUUACUCUCGGAAUGACCGGGACCAGGUCAGCUACCUAAUCAGGAAGGAAAUAGCAAAACUCCAGGAAAAGAGGGGAAACAAAUCAUCUGAUAAAGCCACACUCUUGGCCUUCGAUGCCCUGGUGACCUUCUGUGAAGAACUGGGGUGCCGCCAUGCUGCCAUUGCCAAGUACUUUGGGGAUGCGCCACCUGCCUGCUCCAAAGGCUGUGACCACUGUCAGAACCGUGCGGCUGUGCAGAGGCAGCUGGAUGCUUUGGAGCGCAGCAGCAGCUGGAGCAAGACCUGCAUCAGGCCCUCCCAGGAAAAUGGCUUCGACCCUGAGCUGUAUGAGGGAGGCCGCAGAGGCUAUGGAGGAUUCAGCAGGUAUGAUGAAGGUUCUGGAGGCAGUGGUGAUGAGGGCAGGGAUGAGGCCCACAAGCGAGAAUGGAGUCUCUUCUAUCAGAAGCAGAUGAGCCUGCGCAAGGGCAAAGAUCCCAAGAUAGAAGAAUUCAUACCCCCAGAUGAGGACUGUCCCCUGAAAGAAGCUUCUAGCAGGAAGAUCCCCCGGCUCACUGUGAAGGCCCGAGAGCACUGUCUGGGGCUUCUGGAGGAGGCUCUGAACAGUAACUAUCAGGCUGCAGGUCACACUGAUGGAGUGGACCUUCGCACCAGGGCUGUGGAGCUGGAACACGAGACGUUUCGAAAUGCCAAGAUGGCCAACCUGUACAAGGCCAGCGUGCUGAAGAAGGUGGCUGAGAUCCACAAAGCCUCCAAGGAUGGGCAGCUGUAUGACAUGGGAGGUAGCACCAAGAGCUGCAGUGCCCGGGUGGAGCCCCCAGAGCCCAAUGAGUAUGACAUCCCACCAGCCUCCCACGUGUACUCGGUGAGCAGCGUUCUGGUGUCUUCCUCAAACCUGGGUCUAGGAAAGGCUCAGCUUCUCCUUUGCUCCCAGCUCAAAGCCAAGAGGAUGGGAGCUGGCUUCCUCAAAGGCUCCUCUCCAUUCCAGACAGCCACUGAGCUGAUGGGGAAGUCUCAGACACAGGAGCAAGCCUCCCAGCCCAUACGAGAAGGUGAGCAGGAGCCCCCCAGCCAGCUGUGUGUUCUCCAGGACGAGGACAGAAGUGAGCCCCUCCCUGGGCCAAGUGGAGAGGCCUCUGCUGGUGGUGCAUGUUGUGGGGGACCCUCCCCUGAGAAGAAAACAAAAGGCUCCUGUGGGGACAGGUCCACGGCCAAGGCCCGGGCCAACAGGAAGAAGCAGCUCCUAGCCACAGUGGCUCACAACGAUUCCCAGAGUAUUGCCCGCUUCUUCUGCCAAAGGGUGGAAAAUCCACCUUUACUUGGUUCAGCCUCAAGAGCAGAAGGUGCCAGUCCUUCCUGUGAGGGGGUGCAGGGACCUCUCAUGGCCCCAGAGAAGUGCACAGAGAAGGAAGAUGGAGCCCAGGGACAUAUAACUACCCUUAACCCAGAGAAGCAUUCCGGGGAGCAGCUAAGCACCUGCUCACUCAGAGAACAGGAGAUCCUGGAUAUACCGCCCAGUCCCCCAAAGGAGAUACAGACGGGCAAGCGGCCCAGACCUCAGCAGGAGAACCCAGAGAUCCCGGCUCAGAAGCGGCCUUGCACCUCAGCCAAGCCCUCCAUCUUAGCAGAGGGCAAGAGCAGCACCUCAGCCAGUGGUCAGGGCACCUUGAAUGCCAUAGUCCAGCACCCCUGCCAGCUCUCAGCUCCUGGCGUCUCCCUGAAGGAGGCUGCAGAUAUUGUGGUCAGGUACCUGACCCCCUUCUACAAGGAGGGCAAGUUUGCAUCCAAGGAGCUGUUUAAAGGUUUUGCCCGCCACCUUUCACACUUGCUGACUCAGAGGACCUUGACUGGGAGGAGUGUGAGGGAAGAAGCCCAGCGCCUCAUCAAGCAAUUUUUCCAUGGCUGUGUGAGGUGUGAGAGCGAAGCUGACUGGCACAGCUUGUGUGGCCCACAGAGAUGACCUGCUGCUGGCCUCACAGAGCUGGCAACCUCCCCAGACUCAUGGGCCAGCUUGGGCCUUGCUCAGAAGUAGGAAUCUGGGCAGGCCUGCUGGUGCCAGGGGCACCAUCUUUCUCAGGGUCCUUCCUCCUGCAGACUAUAGCUCACUUUGGAGAUGGUUUCAGAUGCUUCCUAAAUCAAGUCAGGGGUCAAGGGUCAGCCUGCCUUCCUGCUUGCAAAGCCUGUGGUCCUUCCUCAGAUCCUCCUUGUCUCCUAGCUCUCAUACCUGGGUUUUCUGGGUCAGAUCCCCAGGUUAGAAGGUAGCAGGUGGUGUGGCUGCUGCCAGGGGCAGAGCAGGAGUGGCCUUCCUUCUCAUACUCAACGAGUUCUGAGCCACGGGCAAGGGCCACCUAUCUAAGGUAUGAGGCCUGCUUAGGGUCUCUGCUCACCUACUUCCCUUGAGAUGCCAGCAUUUCCUCAGGUAUAGAGCUGGUGGGAAGGGUGGCAGUACACAGGCCCUAUGCCCAGCUCAGCUGCUGGUCAGGAAGGCCAGGCUUGACUGAUGUUUACAACAGGAAUAAAGUAUUGUUUGCUUGACA
Molecule: messenger RNA, 4222 nt
Organism: Chinchilla lanigera (long-tailed chinchilla)
Lineage: Eukaryota; Metazoa; Chordata; Mammalia; Rodentia; Chinchillidae
Gene: Recql5
Product: RecQ helicase-like 5
Exons: 19
Coding region: 607-3645 (1012 amino acids)
Biological process (GO): double-strand break repair via homologous recombination
Cellular component (GO): cytoplasm; chromosome
Molecular function (GO): 3'-5' DNA helicase activity; ATP binding; nucleic acid binding
Source: RefSeq, a predicted model, not a curated record